Messenger RNA from Ostreococcus tauri, 2016 nucleotides. RefSeq names its product Monooxygenase, FAD-binding. Lineage: Eukaryota; Viridiplantae; Chlorophyta; Mamiellophyceae; Mamiellales; Bathycoccaceae. The record is from RefSeq and is a predicted model, not a curated record. The transcript has a single exon. Gene Ontology annotation, molecular function: FAD binding. The coding region runs from base 1 to 2016 and encodes 671 amino acids.
AUGACGACGCGUCAGUGUGUGACGCUUCGGUGCAUGAUCUCCCGCGCGCUCGGGCGUUCGCACGCGUCGACGAGCGCGACUGGACGAUUCGAGGGGUUCGCCCGGACGCUGCGCUCGAGCAUCGGCGCGAACGGCGGACGCAACGCGAGAGAAGAGGCGAAAGAUGACGCGAAAUCACAAACGAAGACGAUUCGCGUUCCCGUCGUCGUUCUCGGCGCCGGACCGACGGGCCUAGCGCUCGUCGCGCUGCUGAAGAAGUUUAACGUCAACGCGGUCGCCCUCGAGCGCGGUUCGGCGCGUACGAAACACCCGAGGGCGCAUUACGUGAACACGCGCACGAUGGAGGUGUUUCGCGGGCUGAGCGGGACUAUGGCGGACGCGAUCGCGACGCGGUCGCCGCCGCUGGAUGAAUGGCGACACUUUCGAUACGUGACGAACAUCGUGCGUGGGAUCGAGCUCGGGGUGGUCGAUCAGUUCGACGGGGCGAAGAGCGCGAGGAGCUCGACGUCGCCGACGGCGGCGACGCACUUUUCGCAGCACAAGUUAACGGCGGCGUUGUUCGAGUUGGCGAACGUCUCGGAGGGCAGAGAUGGGUCGGGGGUGAUCGAGGGCGUCAGGGCAAAUGCGGUGGUGGAGGACGAACGGGGAGUUUCGGUGCGUGCGGUGGACAUCGCGAGCGGAGAGGGAUUGGACGUCGAGGCAGAGUACUGCGUCGUCGCGGAUGGGGCGAACAGCGAGACGCGCGAGCGACUCGGGCUCGCUAUGCGCGGCGAUCGCGCGCUUCAACAUCUUAUUAACGUACACUUCAAGUCCAAGGCGCUGGCGGAGGAUGUACGCGAGAAUCCUGCGAUGCUGUACUUUGUUUUCAGUCCGGACGUCAUCGCCGUCAUCGUGGCGCACGAUUUGCACGAGGGGGAGUUCGUGGCGCAGAUCCCGUUUCUACCUCCGGUUCAAGACGCGCGAGAUUUUACAUCGACGGUGUGCGAGCGAUUGGUGCGCUCGGCGAUAGGAUGGAAGAGCGACGAUGGGAAAAAUUUGGAGAUUCUUGACGUUCGACCGUGGACUAUGUCCGCAGAGGUGAGCGAGACCUUUGGAUCGGGUGAUAGGAUUUUUCUCGCGGGCGACGCCGCGCACAGAUUUCCUCCCUCAGGGGGCUUUGGUAUGAACACCGGCAUCCAGGACGCGCAUAAUUUGGCGUGGAAACUCGCUGCGGUAACUCGAGGCCUUUCUUCGCCGAAACUGCUCAAGACGUACGAAGCGGAACGCAAACCGGUGGCGAUGAGGAACACGGUGCUGAGCGUCGAGAAUUUCAAGGGCGUAUUGAAGAUCCCCAACGCCCUAGGUUUGCCUUCGUUCGCCGCCGACGCGCUGAGAGACGCUGUGUCGAGCUUACCGUCCGUCAUUCCGGGAUCGAUACGCAAGAGUAUUCUCGAUGCUGGACUCGCGUUUGGACGAGCGCAGUGCGGAACACUUCUCACUGCGGAUAAUCCAAUCGGAUCUGCACGUCGUGCGGCCGUUCGGCGGAUGUGUGAAGAUCCGGGUGGAACUCUGAGGCUUCAGUUUCCUAAAGAAGACGUCGGGUUCUCUUACGAGCCCGCUGACGAGAAGGGGCUGGCUCGCUUGUACACUCCCGGAACGCUUCGAGUCGGCGUUCGAGUGCCGCACGCUUGGAUGCAGACCACUCGCGGUGUUAUGUCAACUCUGGACCUUGUCGAUGAGAAUAUGACUGAACCGCGUUUCACCGUCUUCGCGCGUGGAUUUGGCGGCAGUGCAGACGAUCUAGAUGGACUCGUUUCUUCCGCGUGCAAUUUUCUCGCCCAAGUCGUGCACGUCGUCGACACGCCCACAGAGUUGCCGUCCGAAGCGUUCGAUGCGCACGGUGUUUGGUACUCGAAGACCCAGAGCGUGGGUCAACAAUCAUUAGUAUUAGUGCGACCUGAUGGGCACGUAGCGUCCAUCGAGAUCGAUCCUCAGAAGAUGAUUGCGGCGCUGCGCUCAGCGGCUUUCGCUUCUUAG